Messenger RNA from Setaria italica (foxtail millet), 1410 nucleotides. RefSeq names its product ethylene-responsive transcription factor ERF039. Gene Ontology annotation, biological process: regulation of DNA-templated transcription. Lineage: Eukaryota; Viridiplantae; Streptophyta; Magnoliopsida; Poales; Poaceae. The record is from RefSeq and is a predicted model, not a curated record. Gene Ontology annotation, molecular function: DNA-binding transcription factor activity; DNA binding. The coding region runs from base 68 to 829 and encodes 253 amino acids. The transcript has a single exon.
CCUGGUCGUCUAGCUCGCACGGCACCAAGCAGGCCUGCACAGCAUUUGUGCGCCCGUUGCUUGAGCAAUGCCGGACUCCGAUGCCGCCAGCCCGGCGUCGUUGCCGGCGGGCGUGGAGAAGAAGGGCGGCAGGGGCGGGAAGAGCGGCGGCGGUUGGCGCCCGGCGUACCGCGGCGUGCGAAUGCGGGCGUGGGGGAAGUGGGUGUCGGAGAUCCGCGAGCCGCGCAAGAAGUCCCGCAUCUGGCUGGGCACCUUCCCGACGGCCGAGAUGGCGGCCCGCGCGCACGACGCCGCGGCGCUGGUUGUCAAGGGCCCCGCCGCGGUGCUCAACUUCCCGGAGAUCGCCGCGUCCCUGCCGCGCCCGGCCUCCGCCGCGCCGCGCGACGUGCAGGCCGCGGCCGCGCGCGCCGCCGCCAUGGACAUGCCCGCCGCCGCCGUGGUCACGGCCGCUACGGUGCCGCCCGCGGCGCCUAAGGAGCCGUCACCGUCGCCCCACCAGCAGGUGCCGGCGGAACAGGCGCUGGUGGUGGCCGACCCGGACGAGGAGGAGCUCGAGGAGAUAGUGGAGCUGCCGGCGAUCGACGAGGACGCCCUGGCGGCGGCGGCGGCUGACGACAUGUUCUGGACGGCGGCGGCGUCGUUCCACGACUCCGCCUCCGCUGACCCGUGGUACGAGCCGACGGCCGCGUGGAUGCACGCCGCCGGCAUUGCGGCGCACGUUGACGACACGCUGGUCGUGCCCGGGCUCGCCGCCGACCAGCAGCUCUGGGCGCCGCAGCCGGACGGCAUCGUGUCGUCGGAGUUCGGUGCGCUCUUGUGGAACCUGUAGCCGCUACUCAAUCCCUCUCUCUCCGAUCGCUCCCUCUUCUAGAACGCUCGCUUGUGAAUAGCCAGAAAGCAUUUGCCUCGACGCACGGCUCAUCGCCCCAACCGUCCCUGCCAUUGGUGCGCAUGUGACAUGGCCGAUCGACCUGCACUGCACCGGCAAACAUGUGGACGUAUCUUGAAUCUUGAUCCCUUUCACCUUUAAUUUUUCCGGCCGGCCGGCCCUAGCUACUCCGACGACGUCCAUGACAAGGGCACGCUCAGCGAGACAGGUAGUCGGUUGUGGGAGAACGACGCGCGCGCGCGCCGGAGGCUAGCUAGCUGCCGGGCCGGAGGCGUCGUCCCGCCGGGGCGAGCCAUGCGUUCCUGACAUGGCCUGUCGAUUGAGCCGUCCGGUUCAUGUCUAGUACUGUCUGGAGUUCUAGAUACCACAUCACAUGCAUCGGUCGAAAGUCAACAACGAACAGAUCGCAGUGAUGGUUCGAUAUAUACUUGGUUUCCUUUAAGCUUAUGAUGUUUCCUUACAGCUUGGUGCCAAGAUCGACACAAUGUCAUGAUGAAUUUAUAACAGUUUCCUUUCCUCUU